This is a messenger RNA of Seminavis robusta, 4411 nucleotides long. The record is from the annotation of a GenBank genome assembly. Lineage: Eukaryota; Bacillariophyta; Bacillariophyceae; Naviculales; Naviculaceae.
GAAUGCCGCUACUGCGAGGCACGUUUCAAUCCGUGAGGUUUCCUUCCACACCGACACGGCCACCGUCCACGACACCGCAUUCAGCACCACAAAAAGAAACAUCGAACCACUAUCUCCAAAGCAAUCCAACACCAUGGCGUCUUCCAACACCAAGAGUGACGACGACGACAAGAUGAAAUCAGCAGCAGUAUCCGAAGAAGAUAAUGUCCUGGCUAGUUUGGGAACGACCCGUGCGGAGACGUCCAACUACGAGUCGACUGUGUUGCGUCAAGCUACCCACAGUUUGGCGCCCACGUUGGACGUGGACGAUGACAGCGAAGAAGCCUUUCGAUUUCCCGAUUUUAUCUCGAGUACGUCGUUGUUGCCCUUUCCCAAUCAAUCGAAAGCCAAUCGAAAGGUUGUUAUCAGCAUGUUGACCAAGUUGCAGACGCAAAUGAAACAGCAACUUCUAAAUACUACUAACGGUACAAAUAGUGCCAAUGCGCUCCACUUGCUGACCAUGAAGCAACAAAUGCUCCUUAGCAUGUUGGGCCGACACAGUAAAAAGCCAUCCAUUCAAGCGCUAUGGAAAGAGCAAGAGUCGCUGGAGAAACUCUAUCAGCAAGCGGAACGACAGCCACAACAACAACCACGCAAAAGAAUUUCCAUGAUGGCGCGCAAACAAAUACCAGGGGCGGCCAGUUUGGCCAAGGCGACACAACAACUACUCAAUAAGAAGAACAACAAACAAAGAAAAGCAUGGAAAGAUUGGUCGUCUGACGAAGAAGAAGAAGCUGAUGACCAGCAGCCAAAACUCACCAAGGUGGCCAACGGGGUCUUGGCCGAAAUGAACUACAGCCGCCGACGCCAGCAACAACAACAAGACAAUGGCAAGGGAACUCUCCGAAAACGAUUAAUGGCGGGAAAGCCACAAAAGAAACGAAGGACUGCUGUAACUAGUAGAACCAAGAGACGGAAAAGCCAACAGUCUGUUUCUUCGGCCAUGAAUGCCACUAACCGACCCAGACGAAACAACCGAACCCCCGUCAAAUCGUAUAGCGAAGAGGGAAAUGAGUUGCAAGAGGCCGAGGCGGUUGUGGUCAUGGACACAGAAGACAAUGAAAAGGAUCAAGAGAUUGAAGUGGUGAUUAUGGAAACAGAAGGGAAGGAAAUAGUUGAGAAAGAAAUGACAGACGAGACUGUGGGAAGAACAACCGAUAAUGACGACGACCAGCCACACGGGGAGGACACAACAACAAACAAUGACGAGGCCACGACUACUAAUGCUACAGUAGUAGUAGAAGAGGAAGACAGCAACAACAAUACGCAAGAUGAGUCAGCACAAGCAUCCACGGCAACCUGUCCUUUGUGCCAAAAGACAUGGAAUGUGUCGGGUUCCGUGGACGAGGAGUUGUCGCAACACAUGCUGCAAUGUCAAACCAAUAAUACAACUGGCCGUUCUAGUCGACGACGACCACAGAGAGCUUCGGCCAGCAAGCCCAUUAGUUACAAAGAGGGCGAUGAUGAUGACGACGACGACGUUGUCAUGGGGCAAGACGAAGAAGCAGAAGAAGUUGAAUUACAGCCUGCAAAAAUAACCAAGCGCAAAAUAUCAGCCAUCAGUGUAGAAGAGCAAGCAGAAUUUGAAGGUGAUGCCGAUAUUGAGGAGGAUGAAAAGGACCAAGAUGACACUGAAGGAGAUGUUGACUCUCAAGGGGACAUGAUCGACGAAGAAGAAGACGAGUUAGACGAAGAAGCUUCCCUGGAAAAGCCAACCGCUAGAGACGACUACAGGCUUGAUGACUACGAAGACCGAGUCGAUUACUGGAGGCUGCAUGGAGUGUCGGAAAUGAAAGACAUGUCGCAAUUGAGGGCCGAGGGAGAAACGGAUCCUGGGGCAUGGACUCUGGAUCGUGGUUUCAGCGUACCUGCUUGGAUGAACAAUCGACUUUUUGCGUAUCAGAGAACUGGGCUCGAAUGGAUGUGGACAUUACAUCAACAACAAGCAGGCGGGGUAAUGGGCGACGAGAUGGGACUUGGCAAGACGGUUCAGGUCAGCAGCUUCUUGGGAGCCAUGGCUUCCUCGCGAAUGCUCAAGGGUGUGCUCGUCAUCUCACCGGCAACCAUGCUGCAGCAUUGGCUCUCGGAGCUUGCCGUUUGGGCCCCUGGAUUGCGACGAGUACUUCUGCAUUCGUCGGGAGACAACUCCAACGGAGGCACACUAGAAACCAAUCGAAACAUAGUCAACCAAGGACCAGCAAUAUUCCGCAACUUGCGCGAUUGGUUGAAAGAGGCCAGGAGAGAGCGCCUCUAUGAAAGGAUUGAUGACCCAGACGGGGAAGAAGACGAUGAGCCUGAAGAUUCGUUUUGUGGCACUGGAUAUGUGGUGGUGACAACAUACGAACAUGUGAGGAGGCAUCAGGAGACAUACGUGAACCAUCCUUGGUCCUAUGUUGUCAUGGACGAAGCACAAAAGAUCCGAAAUCCACAUGCAGAUAUCACGUUGGCUUGCAAGCGACUAAGAACGCCACAUCGCAUCGCCAUGACUGGAACUCCCAUUCAAAACGAUUUGAAAGAGUUGUGGUCCUUGUUUGACUUUGUUUUCCCUGGGCGGUUGGGGACUUUGCCUGCUUUUGAGGAAGAGUUUGCUGCGCCCAUCAAACGAGGUGGUUACUCCAAUGCUUCUCCGGUCCAAGUUCAGCUGGCGUACCGUUGUUCGUUGGUUCUUCGAGAUCUUAUUGAUGCAUAUAUGUUAAGGCGUCAGAAGUCCGAGAUCGCAGAGGUCCGUCGAAUGCCUUCCAAGGAAGAGCACGUACUCUUCUGUCGGUUGAGCAAACGACAACGCAGAAUGUACGAGGCCUUCUUGGAAUCUGACAUGGUCAAGCGAAUCUUCAAAGGAAGCUCUCUCUUGUUUGCAGCAGUCACCAUGUUGAGAAAGAUCUGCAACCAUCCAGACUUGGUUUUGUCAGAUCCUUCCGACGCAUCCUUGGAAGCCUUCUUGCGGAACGGCUGUGUUCCUGAAGAAGCGGCGAUUGGUGAUGAAGAUGAGGACGAGGAUGAUAGCGAGGGCCACGAUGCAUUCCCAGACGCAGGAUCGGAAGACGACCUGGCAGAGCGUUCGGGCAAGUUCGAGGUUCUUUCAAAGAUUUUGCCCCUCUGGAAGAAGGAGGGUCAUAGAGUGCUUAUCUUUAGCCAGUGGACAAAGAUGCUAAACAUCAUUCAGGCAUGGGUGGUUUCCCAAGGCUGGAACUUUCUGCGACUAGAUGGCAAAACGAAUGUAGCUUCGCGGCAGAAACUCGUGGACCAGUUCAACUCGGACACGAGUUACUUUGGUAUGCUGUGUACCACUCGAACCGGUGGGGUAGGAUUGAAUCUGACGGGGGCCAACAGAUUGAUCCUGUAUGAUCCAGAUUGGAAUCCACAAACUGACGCUCAAGCCCGCGAACGAGCUUGGCGUUUUGGUCAAGAGAAGCAAGUUACCGUGUAUCGCCUUUGCACGGCGGGCACCAUUGAAGAGAAGAUCUAUCAACGUCAAAUCUUCAAGACUGCGUUGACCAACAAGGUUCUUCAUGAUCCACGCCAAAAACGGUUGUUUUCGCAAAAAGAUCUUCACGACUUGCUUACGCUAAAGCCUGACAAUGGCAAGGUUCGAGAGGGCGGCACUAGUAUCGAAACUGCCCAAACCAUUGCGAGGGCAAGCAAAAAUGAAGAUAUGGAGGAUUCCACUACCACCAAAGGCGGUGACAAUGAAACGCUCAAGAAUGUGCUGAAAAGCAAGGGGUUGGCCGGAGUCUUUGACCACAACUUUGUGGAUGCCUCAUCUUCCAAUGGCAAAAAGUCUGCAUCCGUCCGCGAAAUGGAGGAAGAGGCCAAGCGCAUUGCGGCCGAAGCGGCAGCAGCGCUCCAAUCCAGUGUGAACGAUGAAGAGGAUCCAUUUACACCGACAUGGACGGGAGGCUCCGAAUCUCGUUUUGGCGGUGGCAGUGGCGGUCCCGAAAAGAAGCGUGCUAGCGCGUCGUUUGGAGCCGCCGAAACUGCCGGAGUCCGAGGCGCAAGUAGCAAGUCUUCGGGGAGUCUCCUGGCAUCCCUUCGUCAACGAAACGAGGCGGUCCAGUCGGGUGGAAAGCGCCGUCCCAGUUUGAAUGCUGCUGGUGACAGUGGCAGUAAGAAUGGCAAUAACAAGUACACCAAGUUGAUGAUGCGGCUUCGGGUGUAUGUCCGCGAGAAGAACCCCACAUCCGAUGAGAUUCUGGACGCGUUUUCGUCUGUGGGCGACGACGACGCUGCCAUUUUCAAGCGUCUGUUGAAUACGGUGGCCCGAAUCGACAAGGGGCGAUGGAAGCUCAAGCCCGAGCAUGCAUAGGCUAGUUAUAGAAAAAGCUCGCCAAUAGAUAAUAAUGGUCGAGGAGGAAGAAAGUAAGUUGUUGUCUGC